AAACACAGUGACUCUAGAACGAGUGCUGUUACUGACCGGAUACAGGUCUCUUAUAUUAUUAUUUUACUUUUCCUUUUUCUUCUUUUUACGACUGUGCGAUUUUUUUUCGUGUGUACAUAUAUAUAUAUAUGUAUAGAAUAUUACAUAAAUACGUACAUUAUAUAGAUAUAUAUAUAUAUAUAUAUGGAUCGUCAACAACAAGGACCUGUGUUGUCUCUCAAACAGGGAAAAAUUCAAGGUGUCAUUAAGUAUAACGUUUGCAGUAAUAAUGACAAUUAUUUGGCAUUUCGAGGAAUACCUUAUGCGAAACCACCGAUCGGCGAGCUUAGAUUUAAGGAUCCAUUACCAGCGGAAGGAUGGAACGGGAUAAGGGAUGGCUCGAAAUUUGGUAAUAUAUCUAUACAAAUUGAUACAAUGACUAGUGAAGUAAUAGGUAGCGACGAUUGUCUCUUUCUAAACGUUUAUAAGCCAGAAAGAAUCGAGAUGUCUAUAAAACUGCCUGUAAUGGUAUGGAUUCAUGGAGGUGGCUUUUAUUUGGGAUCAGGAAACGAUGACAUGUACAGUCCUGAUUAUAUCAUUCGAAAGAACAUCAUACUCGUUACGUUCAAUUAUAGAUUAGGUGUAUUAGGAUUUCUUAAUCUGGAGGAUGAGGUUGCACCAGGAAAUCAAGGCUUAAAGGACCAAGUAAUGGCAUUACGCUGGAUCAGAGAUAAUAUCGAAGUAUUCGGUGGUGAUCCUCAGAACGUAACUAUAUUUGGUGGAAGCGCUGGAGCAGCCUCGGUUCAUUAUUUAACAAUAUCACCAUUGGCAGAAGGAUUAUUUCACAAGGCUAUAGCGCAAAGCGGCUUAGCAACGAAUAGUUGGGCUAGCACAUCCGGCGAACCAAGAAGAUAUGGUUAUCAGUUAUCAGCUAUGUUAGGUUUCAAAUCGUUCGAUCCGAAAGCCAUCGUUGAUUUUCUAAGAAAAGUGGAGGUUAAGAAGCUCGUCGAAUGUCAACAGUAUAUAACAUCCUUGAAGGAAAAAUUAACAUUGUUCUCGGCGUUUCUACCAGGAGUGGAUUACAAAUCGAAGAAUCCAUUCUUAGCGCAACCACCGGAGAUCGCUAUGCAACUGGGCACUAAGGUACCGUUCAUGUUAGGGUUCAACAGUAUGGAAGGAUCCUUUUUUAUGGGUAGUAAUAAAUUCGCAUCGAGUAUGUUGAGAACAAGUCGUCGACUAAAAGCCACCAUCAACGAUUUAAUAUUGCCGUCUCUCGCGAAAAAGCUCCAAGAAAAAAAUACCACGAUAAAUGAUUUGGAACGUUUGUAUUUCGGUGAAAAAUCCUUCAACGAUGAACCCUCAGAAAAUAUUAUGUAUUUUUUAGGGGACUUAAUGUUCACUUAUCAUAUUUUUGAAUUAGCACGAAUCUUGCCGAAAAUAAAUAAAUAUCCGGUGUACUUAUACAAGUUCUCUUAUGACUCCACAAAUACUACCUUUAUGAAGACGGUCAUGGACAUUCAGGUACCAGGAGCUACGCAUGGCGACGAAUUGUAUUACAUGUUCUAUGGGAAAUUACAAAAAUAUUUAUUAUUGAAACCACAUAGUCCUGGUACAAAAGAUUACAAAAUAAUGGAAUAUUUUACGCAAUUGUGGACUGAUUUUGCUAGGACAGGAAAUCCCACACCGACUACUACAGAACUUAUUCCCGUUUUAUGGGAACCUUUGAAAAAAGAUGCCAAUGAAUACAAUUAUUUCAACAUCGAUGAGAAUUUACGAAUGGAAAGUAUUCCAAUAGGUGCACAAAGAUUCGAAUGGAAUACGAUAACGAAGAACAAAAAUAUCAUGUCGACAAAUGUUACAAGAAAGAAUAAAAACCCAGUGACUCUCGGACUGUUGACCAGAUACAAGGCUUUUAUAGUAUUAUUUUCCGUCCUCUUCAUUUUUAUGAUGAUAGUACGAAUUUUUUUUUCUUAUAUAUAUAAAUAUAUAUAUAUAGUCUUACAUAAAUAUGUAGAUAAAUAUGUACAUUAUAUUAACAAAUGUACGGAUCGCCAACAACAAGGACCUGUGAUAUGUCUCAAACAGGGAAAAAUUCAAGGUGUUAUUAAGUACAACGUUUGCAAUAAUAAUGAUAAUUAUUUGGCAUUUCGAGGAAUACCUUAUGCUAAACCACCGAUCGGCGAGCUUAGAUUUCAGGAUCCAUUACCAGCGGAAGGAUGGGACGGAAUAAGGGAUGGUUCGAAAUUCGGUAAUAUUUCCAUUCAAUUAACUACGAGUGGUAAGGUAGUAGGUAGCGAUGAUUGUCUCUAUCUAAACGUUUAUAAGCCAAAAAGAAUCGAGAUAUCUGCAAAACUGCCGGUAAUGGUAUGGAUUCAUUGUGGUGGCUUUUAUUUGGGAUCAGGAAACGAUGAUAUGUGCAGUCCUGAUUAUAUCAUUCGAAAGGACAUCAUACUCGUUACGUUCAAUUAUAGAUUAGGUGUAUUAGGAUUUCUUAAUCUGGAGGAUGAGGUUGCACCAGGAAAUCAAGGCUUAAAGGACCAAGUAAUGGCAUUACGCUGGAUCAGAGAUAAUAUCGAAGUAUUCGGUGGUGAUCCUCAGAACGUAACUAUAUUUGGUGGAAGCGCUGGAGCAGCCUCGGUUCAUUAUUUAACAAUAUCACCGUUGGCAGAAGGAUUAUUUCACAAGGCUAUAGCGCAAAGCGGCACAGCCAUGAAUAGUUGGGCUCGCACAUCCGGCGAACCAAGAAGAUAUGGUUAUCAGUUAUCAGCUAUGUUAGGUUUCAAAUCGUUCGAUCCGAAAGCCAUCGUUGAUUUUUUAAGAAAAGUGGAAGUUAAGAAACUCGUCAAAUAUCAAUUGUAUAUAAUACCAGAGGAUAAAUUAACGAUGUUCUCGCCAUUUUUACCAGGAGUGGAUUACAAAUCGAAGAAUCCAUUUUUAGCGCAACCACCGGAGAUCGCUAUGCAACUUGGCACUAAGGUACCAUUCAUGUUAGGGUUCAACGAUAUGGAAGGAUCCUUUUUUAUGGGUGUUCAUAAAAACUCAUCGACUAUUUUGAAAAGAAUUCGUCAAUUAAAUGUCAAUUUCAAGGAUUUAAUAUCGCCAUAUCUCGCGAAAAAGCUUCAAGACAAAAAUAUCACGAUAAAUGAUUUUGAACGUUUGUAUUUUGGUGAAAAAUUGUUCAGCGACGAACUUUCCGAAAAUCUAAUGCACUUUUUAGGGGACGUAUUGUUCCUUCAUCAUAUUUUUGAAUUAGCACGAAUCUUGCCGAAGAUAAAUAAAUAUCCGGUGUACUUAUACAAGUUCUCUUAUGACUCCACAAAUGCUACCUUUAUGAAGAGGGCCAUGUGCAUUCAAAUACCAGGAGCUACGCAUUGCGACGAAUUGUUUUACAUGUUCUAUGGGAAAUUACAAAAAUAUUUAUUAUUGAAACCACAUAGUCCUGGUACGAAAGACUACAAAAUAAUGGAAUAUUUUACGCAAUUGUGGACCAAUUUUGCUAGGACAGGAAAUCCCACACCGACUACUACAGAACUUAUUCCCGUUUUAUGGGAACCUUUGAAAAAAGAUGCCAAUGAAUAUAAUUAUUUCAACAUCGAUGAGAAUUUACGAAUGGAAAGUAUUCCAAUAGGUGCACAAAGAUUCGAAUGGAAUACGAUAACGAAGAACAACUUAUAAUCAUGAAAAAUGAUUUGUUUAAAAUUAAAUCAUAUCGAUAUUCACAUUAAUACUUUUAACAUUAUUUUUAAUCGGACUAAUUUUUUCUCUCUCUCUCUCUUCCUCUUUCUUACAAUCUUAUCAUUAUUGUAUAUUU
Molecule: messenger RNA, 3790 nt
Organism: Vespa velutina
Lineage: Eukaryota; Metazoa; Arthropoda; Insecta; Hymenoptera; Vespidae
Exons: 16
Coding region: 184-3654 (1156 amino acids)
Source: RefSeq, a predicted model, not a curated record